AAGAUAAUAUAAUAAAGAAAGAGUAUUCCAUUAAAAGCUAGUUAUAUGAAAGAAAACGAUGCCGGAAACGGAAACACACAGUGACGCGGUAGAGUUGUGUGCUUUGUUACAAUGCUUGGGCUACUCCGUGAAGACAUUAUCCACCACCGAUGGCAACGCCAGUGAAGAUGGACCUGCUAGAACCGUCGUUAUCAAUUGCCCCACUUCAGGUCUGCAUGUGGUAUUGGAAAGUAACAAUCUAUCAUGCUCGUGCCCGGCGAGCACGCAGCAACAGAACAGCGGGAUCUGGCAAGUGUCGGGGAUGACAGGAGGGAAGCAAUUAGAGACGGAGUAUGGCAGUAGCCUUCUCGGCACCCUACCGAAACAAUAUCGCGAACGUUUAACUAAAGAGUUAUUCGAUAUGAUGCGCGGCAUAAAAGAAAACAGCGAAUCUGAUCUGGAGAAACCGAAGCGAGACUCAAUGGAAAACAAAUCGAUGAGCAUGCUCGAAAUGAAAACUCCGGACAAACGUAAAUUUCAACUUGCAUUGGAAACACCGACCCGCUACCGAUCUUUAGACACGCUGACUGCCAAAGACACGAACGACCAGAACCUGCCGGCACCGGGGCCUUUGCAAAAACAUGUCUCUACCGACAUGUCGUGUAAUGAUGUUCAUGACACGAUGGAUAAAAAGAAGUUUACAUACCAGAGGCAGAGUACAUACACUUUAUCUUCGACGCCGGACAGCGUUACGCGACGCAACAAGACAUCGAGCCCUAUACAAGGUCAUCAAAAUAAAUUACUAGAGAAGAUUAUAUCCGCUGAAAGACAUGCAGAAAGUCUACGGAAUAAGCUGGCUGAUAUUGUGAAAGACAUUCAAGAAGACGGCAAAUGUGACACCUCCAUGUCCUCCCUCGCUUUGGAUGUCUCGAAGAUAUCCUUACUAAAGGGAGAAUCUUCUAAAGUUCAAUUUGCAUCAAGUCCAAACCUCUCGGGGCUAAGACGUGCCAGUUACGACUUCCCUAAAUCGAAAAAAUUAUACGCCGAGCGCGCUUCUACAUCCGACCUACUUUCUAACAAGAGACUAUCGAAAGAAGGAAAGAUAGCGAAGUUCCGUCGAGUUUCACCCAAAUUUCUCAAACUUAAAAAAGAUACGACUGAUUCCAAAGCUGAAAAUGGAGCAUCACAUCCAAAAAAUAAUAAAUUAAACAUGAUUUUCAAGCAAAAAAUAGCUACGCCGGUCCGUAUACCCAAAGUUAAUGAACCCGCCACAUCUAAAUCCAGUCCAAACCUCAGUGCUACAAAGAAAAAAUACAGUCACAUCAAAUCAACCAUACCAAGACCAUCUUCUUUUAAAAGGGAAUAG
Molecule: messenger RNA, 1345 nt
Organism: Papilio machaon (common yellow swallowtail)
Lineage: Eukaryota; Metazoa; Arthropoda; Insecta; Lepidoptera; Papilionidae
Exons: 9
Coding region: 59-1345 (428 amino acids)
Source: RefSeq, a predicted model, not a curated record